This is a messenger RNA of Staurois parvus, 1068 nucleotides long. Lineage: Eukaryota; Metazoa; Chordata; Amphibia; Anura; Ranidae. The record is from the annotation of a GenBank genome assembly.
AUGAACCUGUUGAGCGACAAGCUGCUGUUGGGGGACUUUUUUUCCCCCUUCAACAAUUCGUCUUUGACGGCUGAGGAAGGUUUGGGUCUCUUGGAUGACUGCAUCGAGGUGUCCGGGUACCUCCCAUCGCAUGGGUUCUCCAGCGAAAAGGCUAAGAAUGGCGUCUUUAACCUGCUGCCUUUGGCUGAACCCUUUGGCAGUUUUCAGGGGGACGCCUUCUCUGGCAUGGAUUGGAUGGUGGAAAAUAUGGACUUGAAGGAGUUUGAUUUUGAUUCCCUGCUGGGGAUGGAAGAUCUAGAAUCCACUAUCUCACCAGAUGAGCUCAUAGCCACGUUGGAUGACUCUUGUGAUCUGGAGGACCCACCUGUUCCCUCUGUGUUUGGCCAGUAUGUGCCAUCACCUGCCCCUAUCCUAGAAGGUCCAUUGGAGGCAGAUCAAGUGGCUCCAGUGGGUCCCAGUUUAGCAGAGUCCAAUAUCUGUAGCUCUGACUAUUCCUUUAUCUUGGAUGUAGGAAGUGAGGUAGAUGUUGCUGAGGUAGAUAAGAAAAUCUACAUGCCUGAAACUCAAAAAAAUGAGAAGGAAGACUCCUCAGAUAAUGACAGCAGUAUCUGUGUGAGCCCACUUAUAAAGUCUGAGAAGGAUUCCUCAGAUAAUGACAGUGGGAUUUAUAUGAGCCCAUCAUAUCUGUGGUCUCCCCAGCAAAGUCCUACAUCUACUAUAGAGUACCCUAGUAGUGUCCAGUCCUCUCCUGCCUCCCCCAUUUCUGAGAGACCCAAACCUUAUGAUCUUCCCUCGCAGGAUAAAGUCUUGGCAAAGGUGAAAACUGUAGGGCAGCCCAGAGUAGACAAGAAGCAGAAGAAAAUGGAGCAGAACAAAACAGCAGCCACUCGCUACCGGCAGAAGAAGAGAGCAGAACAAGAGAUUAUAUCUCUUGAGUGCCGAGAACUGGAACAGAAAAAUGAUUCACUGAAAGAGAGAGCAGAUUCUCUAGCAAAAGAAAUCCAGUAUUUAAAAGACCUAAUAGAAGAGGUCCGCAAGGCCAAAGGCAAACGAGCAAAAAGCUCUUGA